Messenger RNA from Acaromyces ingoldii, 1604 nucleotides. RefSeq lists its product as hypothetical. NCBI's taxonomy places the organism in Eukaryota, Fungi, Basidiomycota, Exobasidiomycetes, Exobasidiales, Cryptobasidiaceae. The record is from RefSeq and is a predicted model, not a curated record. The transcript has 2 exons. Gene Ontology annotation, molecular function: coproporphyrinogen oxidase activity. Gene Ontology annotation, cellular component: mitochondrial intermembrane space; cytoplasm. Bases 80 to 1558 code for a protein of 492 amino acids.
CUAAAGCGUCGUCGCCGGUCUGUCGCGACGCACCUCUCCCUUGGAAUAUCUCCGAGAAGAGGCUGACUGGACAAAGACAAUGGUUCUCCGGCGCACCCCGUCGGUCUUUGGACCGCAUGGAGUGUCAGCUCUGGCCCGGCGGGCGUACUCACAGGCGACGACUGGGGGUCCAUCGACGUCACGAGCACGUGCGACAAGGGCGACGCUCGUCUUUGCCGGCGCAGCACUGACCACGAGCGGGCUUCUUGCCUGGCGACUCAGGGAGCCGGGCCACCAGAGUUCAGUGGCUUGCGAGCCAGUGCAGCGCAGUUCUUCAAGCGUCAAGGCCGCUCCCCAGAUUGCGCACCUCGACGAGGCGGUGAUCCACGAUGUCAGCGCACCGAUGCGGACGCGCAUGGAGACAUACGUCAAGCUGCUCCAGAACCGCAUCGUCACUGCAUUGUCCAAGGAGGAAACGGGUGACGCGGGCUUCCGCAUCGACCAGUGGCAGCGUAAAGAGGGCGGUGAGGGCAUCUCGUGCGUGCUCCAGGACGGCCAGACGUUCGAAAAGGCCGGUGUCAACAUCUCAAUCGUGCACGGCAAGCUGCCCCCGCGUGCCAUCCAGCAGAUGAGCGCAGACCACGCCGGUCUCAUGGAAAAGAUUGGCGACGAACUCGACACGAGUGGUAAGGCCGGCGGUGGGAUGCCCUUCUACGCGACGGGGCUCAGCCUCGUCGUGCACCCUCGCAACCCCUACGCGCCCACAGUCCAUUUCAACUACCGCUACUUUGAGCUCACCCACCCGCCCACGCUUCCUGAUGGUUCGCCCAACCCACGCUACGACGAAAAAGACCCGCUCAAGCCUGUCGCCUGGUGGUUCGGUGGCGGAACAGACCUGACGCCAGUCUACCUGUUCCCCUCCGAUGCACGGCACUUCCACGGCGUUCUCAAGGAGACGUGCGACCGCAACGAUGGACACUUCUAUCCCACGUGGAAGAAGUGGUGCGACAGCUACUUUUGGAUCCCGCACCGGGGCGAGUCUCGGGGCGUUGGUGGCAUCUUCUUUGAUGACCUGACCAUCGGUCAUGGCGAGGAGCAAGGGGCCAAAUCGACACUGACAGAUGCGAUUCGGGGAGGUGCAACGGGCGAAAAGGUGCCGCUCAAAGAUGGGACAAAGGGUGGGAAGACGAUUGAGUCAGAGCUGCCCCAGACGCGCGAGACGCUCUUUACCACGGUGCGCUCCCUGGGCGACGCAUUUAUCCCUGCCUACCUGCCCAUCCUGCAGUCGCGCAAGGCCAUGCCGUAUGGUGAGCGCGAGCAGGCAUGGCAGCGCAUUCGGAGGGGUCGCUACGUCGAGUUCAACCUUGUCUACGACCGCGGCACCAAGUUUGGCCUCCAGACGCCCGGCGCGCGCAUGGAGAGCAUUUUGAUGAGCCUGCCCCUGCUGGCGAGCUGGGAGUACGGGCACAGCUACAGUGCAACAAACAUGGACAUGCCGCCUGAGGAGGACGACGAUGAAGAGGGCAGACGCGAGCGGGAGACGAUGAAUGUCCUCCGCAAGGCGCGGGAGUGGGUGUAAGAUAGCAUGGCAGAACAAUCAAAUUAAGGAAGAAGGAUAGAGUGUC